GGCAAUUUCAUGGAAGCAGAUGCCGAAAAGUUGCGGGAGCGACCUGCCACCUGCGAACACAUUCAGCUUUCUUUAUAUCAUAUAUUCGGCGUUCUCAGGCACGUGAUGGAGAUCUUCCUUUUCUGAUUGUAAAUGAGUCCAGUCAAGAGGCUGUAGAAAAGGUCCAACAUGUUUCAUCUGAUUAAGAAAGACAAAGAGAAAGAAAAGGACAUUGUCAAGAAGGAGAAGAAAGACAAGAAAGAGCGCAUGUCCCCGGCCGAAUUGAAGAGUCUGGAAGAAAUGAGCAUUCGCCGAGGCUUCUUCCACCUCAAUCGGGGAAGCUCCAAGAAGGAAUCAAGGAGCAAGUUGGAGAUCUCUGGUCCUAUUCCUAUCAAGGUGGCGAGCAACCUGGAUGUCAGCCUGACCGACGUAAAUGCUGAGCACCUCGACAGCUGGAGCGCCUCGGCGCCGGAUGCGGGAAGCGGUGACGAUACCAAGGGAAUCGACCGGGACCAAAUACGAAGCUCUGUAAAAGAGAGAGCGGCUAAGUUUGGAGAACUAGCCAAGUUGAAUUCCGGGAUAGCCUCGAGGUAUCCUUCCCCCGCCCAGAGAAAUUACGCAUUUGAUGCUUCGGGAGUGUCCGUUCAGAAAUCAAGGCCGCGGUAUUUUCGCCAAGGGAGCAGACCUCAGAACAUAUUAAGGCUUCACAUACCCGAGCUAGUCGAAAAAACCUUCCCAGGUGUCGACUUACAGUUGCCGGCGCUUGUCGCUCCCCCAAUACCAGAUCCCAGAGAACUGAAGUUAAAGCGACGCAACACAGGCGAUUUUGGCUUCUCUUUGAGGAGGACCACCAUGCUGGACAGGCAGCCCGAUGGAGACGUGUGCCGGAGAGUGGUGCACUUUGCCGAGCCCGGCGCUGCGGCCAAGGACCGCGCCCUGGGCCUGGUGCCGGGAGACAGGCUGGUGGAGAUCAACGGCGUCAAGGUUGAGACCAAGAGCAGGGAUGAGAUCGUGGAGAUGAUCCGUCAAUCUGGGGAGUCUGUGUUGCUAAAGGUGCAGCCCAUUUUGGAGCUGAGCGAGCUGAACCGGAGCUGGCUCAGGACCUCACAAGGACCGUACAAGGAAGGCUUCAGUCCCAAGCUCUCUGAGGACGCAGUGGCCAUUCUUCAAGCAUCUCACUUGGCAGCAAAGGCAAAGAAUGAAGAGAACAUUGCAUCCGAGAGAGCUUGGUACCACACUGAAAAAGUGUGGCUUGUCCACAAGGAUGGAUUUUCUUUGGCAACGCUCCUGAAGACAGAAGCAGGCAGUCUGCCCGAGGGGAAGGUGAAAAUACGCCUGGACAGUGACGGAUCUUUAUUAGAUGUCGAUGAAGAUGACGUGGAGAAGGCGAACCCGCCGGUGUUUGAGCGAGUGGAGGACCUGGCCUCUCUUCAGUACUUGAACGAGUCCAGCGUGAUGCACUCCCUGCGGCAGCGAUACGGCGGCAACCUGGUGCACACGCACGCUGGGCCCAACAUGCUGGUCAUUAACCCCAUCAGUGCUCCUUCCAUGUACUCGGAGAAGGUGAUGCAAAUGUUUAAAGGCUGCAGAAGGGAGGACACCGCCCCCCACAUUUAUAGCAUGGCUCAGUCUGCCUAUAGGAAGCUCUUGACCACUCGCCAGGAUCAGUCCGUCGUCUUACUGGGCAAGAGCGGCAGUGGCAAGACUACAAACUGUCAACACAUCAUUCAGUACCUGGUCACCGUUGCUGGCAGCACAACCAAAACCUUCUGCAUGGAGAAGUGGCAGGCGGUGUACACCGUUUUGGAGGCAUUUGGGAAUGCGUCCAGCUGCAUGAACGGCAAUGCCAGCCGGUUCUCCCAUAUUGUUUCUUUGGAUUUUGACCACUCAGGCCUGGUGACCUCAGCUUCUAUCCAGACAAUGCUCCUGGAGAAGAUCAGGGUGACAAGAAGACCAGAGGGCGAAUCCACUUUUCACGUGUUUUACUACCUAAUGGCCACCGUCGACAGCUCUCUCAGAACUGAGCUGCACCUCAACCACUUUGCUGAAAACAAUGCUUUUGGGAUUACGCCUCAGACAAAGGUGGAGGACAAGCAGCGGGCAUCCCAACAGUUUUCCAAGCUGCAAGCAGCCAUGAAGGUUCUGGGGGUCAGUAUUGAUGAACAAAGAGCUUUUUGGCUAGUCCUGGGGGCCAUCUACCACCUGGGAGCUGCAGGGGCUACUAAAGCUGGCAGGAAACAAUUUGCACGUCACGAGUGGGCCCAGAAGGCGGCCUACCUGCUGGGCUGUACCCUGGAGGAGCUCUCCUCCUCCAUCUUCAAGCACCAGGCCACGGGCACCCUGCCCAGAGCCGGCAGCAUCCGCCAAACUUCGGACGAAAAUGGCACAGCGGACGCAGCAGGUUCCAAGGCUUCGGCCAUGGAAUGUUUAGAGGCCAUGGCCACUGGGCUGUACUCUGAACUCUUCACAAUCCUCAUUUAUUUAAUAAACCGGGCCUUGAAAUCCAGCCAGCUUCCCUUGUGCUCUUUGCUCGUUGUGGACACACCGGGUUUUCAAAACCCCAGGCUGGUAACGCACGAUCGCGGCGCCACAUUCGACGACCUAUGCCACAACUACACCCAAGAACGUCUGCAGACGCUCUUCUACCAGCGCACCUUCGUUCAGGAGCUGGAGAGAUACAAAGAGGAGAACAUCGAGAUUGCCCUCGAUGACACGGAACCCAACACAUCUUUUUCCGUGGCAGUGGUGGAUCAAGCUUCAAGCCAAGCACUUGUGCGCAGCGGCCGGACAGAUGAGGCCCGCGGGCUCCUGUGGCUGAUGGAGGAGGAGGUUCUGCAGCCUGGAGCGUCGGAGGAAACCCUACUGGCUCGCCUUUUUAGCUACUACGGCCCCGCUGAAGGCGAGAUCAAAGGUCACACUUUCCUCCUGAAGAGUGAAAAAGAUAAUCACUUCCUGCUGGGCCACAGUCACGGGACUGACUGGGUAGAGUACGAUGCCCGCGGGUGGCUUAACUACGCCAAGCAAAAUCCUGCCUCGACCAACGCGAUGCGCCUCCUGCAGGACUCCCAGAAGAAGAUCAUCAGCUCUUUGUUCAUGAGCCGAGCGGGUGGAGCCACCGUUCUGUCAGGUUCCAUUGCGGGUCUUGAGGGCGUUUCCCAGCUGUCUUUGCGACGGGCCUCCAGCAUGAGGAAGACCUUCACUUCAGGAGUGGCUGCUAUCAAGAAGAAGUCUGUGUGCAUACAAAUAAAGCUUCAAGUGGAUGCUCUGCUUGACAUGGUGCGGAGGUCCAGAAUUCACUUUGUUCACUGCAUAUUGCCCAAGGCGGACGCUCUUAAGCCUCUGAGUGGAUCCUUCUUCAAAGGUGUCGAAAGCGAGACUCACGGGGAGGGUGGAGAUUGUGGUUUAAUGCAACUGGAUGUACCCUUGCUCCGUGCUCAACUGCGUGGAUCCAAGCUCCUUGACGCUCUCCGGAUCCAUAGACAAGGAUACCCCGACCACAUGGUGUUCUCUGAGUUUCGCCGCCGUUUCGAUGUGCUGGCGCCGCACCUCACCAAGAAGCACGGGCGGAAUUACAUUGUGAAGGACGAGCAGAGAGCUGUGGAGGAGCUGCUGGAGUCCUUGGAUUUGGAGAAGAGCAGCUACCACAUGGGUGUGAGCAGGUUGUUCUUCAAAUCUGGAAUCUUGGCUAAAUUGGAAGAACAGAGGGAUGAGCAAACCAAACGUAAUUUGAUCCUAUUCCAAGCUGCUUGUAGAGGUUAUCUGGCACGACAAGCCUUUAAAAAGAGAAAGAUUCAGGAUCUAGCAAUUCGUUGCAUCCAGAAGAACAUCCAGAAAAAUCGUGGAGUAAAAGACUGGCCAUGGUGGAAGCUCUUCACUACGGUCCAGCCACUCAUUAAGGUGCAGCUCACUGAGGACCAGAUGCGGAGCAAAGAUGAGGAGAUCCAAAUGCAGAAGUCAAAGUUGGAGAAGGUGGAGAAAGAGCGCAACGGGCUGAGACUGAACACAGAUCGACUGGAGAGCAGGAUUGCAGACUUGUUGGCAGAACUCGCUGAUGAGAGGAGCACCAGCGAGUCAGCAUCCCAGCUGCUGGAGAACGAGACGGCUGAGAGACUACGCUUGGAGAAGGACAUAAAAGAGCUGCAGGCAAAGUUUGAUGCUAUGAAGAAACAAAUGGAAGCACAGGAGGUGGAGGUGAUGGAAGCUCGGCUGAUGAAGACAUCGGAGCUCAACGGGGAGCUGGACGAUGACGAUGAUGAUGCCGGGGGUGAGUGGCGCAUAAAAUACAACAGAGCCAUUCGGGAAAUGGAGUUCACCAAAAAGAAACUCCAGCAAGAGUUUGAAGACAAGCUGGAAACGGAGCAGCAGAGCAAAAGACAUCUUGAGAGAAGGCUGGCCGAUUUGAAGACAGACAAUGAGGAUGUGCAGCACUCUGUGCAGCAGCUGAAGAAGAAGUGCCAGAAGAUGACGGCUGAACUGCAGGAUACGCGACGUCAUCUGGAGGGCCUCCAGAGCCGCAACCACGAUUUGGAAAAGAAGCAGAGGAAAUUUGAUCUUGAGCAGAACCAGGCCCAGUCUGAGGUACAAAGAGAGAGGAGUCUGAGGGAGAAGUUGGCUCGAGAGAAAGACAUAAUGGCGGCUGAGAUAUUCAACAUCCAGCAGCAGCUUCAGGAAAAGGACGCUGACUUGUGCGCUGCCAACAUAAAGGUGCAGCAGCUGGAGGCCGAAUUGCAGGAUCUCUCUUCACAGGAGUCCAAGGAUGAAGCAUCACUGGCCAAGGUCAAGAAGCAGCUUCGUGAUCUUGAGGCCAAGGUGAAAGACCAAGAGGAGGAGUUGGACGAGCAGGCCGGAACCAUCCAGAUGCUGGAGCAGGCUAAGCUGCGGCUUGAGAUGGAGAUGGAAAGGCAGCGCCAGAGCCACUCGAAAGACAUUGAGAGCAAGGAUGAGGAGGUGGACGAGAUCAGGCGGUCCUGCAGUAAGAAGUUGAAACAGAUGGAGGUGCAGCUGGAGGAAGAAUACGACGAUAAGCAAAAAGUGCUGCGCGAGAGACGUGAUCUGGAGUCCAAACUGCUGAGCGCACAGGACCAGGUGAGCCACAGGGACGUGGAGAGCGAGAAGAGGCUGAGGAAAGACCUGAAGAGAACCAAAGUCCUGCUGGCUGAUGCUCAGAUUAUGCUGGACCACCUGAAGAGUAACGCGCCAAGCAAGCGAGAGAUCACCCAGUUCAAAAAUCAACUAGAGGAGUCCGAGUUCACUUGUGCGGCGGCAGUGAAGGCCCGGAAGAGCAUGGAGUUGGAGAUAGAGGACUUGCAUAUCCAAAUGGAGGACGUGGCGAAGGCCAAACUGUCGUUGGAGGAGCAGGUGAGCCGCCUUCAGCGAGAGAAGAACGACAUGCAGGCUCGCACAGACGAAGACCAGGAGGACAUGAAUGAACUGAUGAAGAAGCACAAAGCUGCCGUCGCCCAGUCUGCCAGAGAUUUAGGCCAGAUCAGUGACCUGCAGGCGCAGCUGGAGGAGGCCACCAAGGACAAGCAGGAGAUUCAAGAAAAGCUUCAUUCGCUGCAGAGUCAGCUGGAGUUUCAGGAACAAUCCAUGGUGGAAAAGUCUCUUGUGAGCCGUCAGGAGGCCAAGAUCCGUGAGCUGGAAACCAAACUGGAGUAUGAGAGGACACAGCUCAAACGUUUGGAGAGCCUGGUGGGUCGUCUGAAGGAGAACCUUGAGAAGACGUCCGAUGAUAGAAACCAACACAUUGCUGCAGAGAAUAGAGAGAAGGAGCAGAAUAAGAGGAUGCAGAGACAAAUAAGGGACAUCAAGGAAGAAAUGGCUGACGUGUCCAAGAAGGAAGCUGAGGCGAGCCGAAAGAAACACGAGCUGGAAAUGGACAUUGAGAGCUUAGAGGCGGCAAAUCAGAGCUUACAAGUGGAUCUCAAACUGGCCUUUAAGAGGAUAGGCGACCUGCAGGCGGCCAUCGAGGACGAAAUGGAGAGUGACGACAAUGACGACUUAAUCAACAGUUUGCAAGACAUGGUGACAAAGUAUCAGAAAAGAAAGACCAAAACUGGGCAAGAGACAGACACAGAUUCUGAGGUGGAGGACCGUGUGGAUGGGGUCAAGUCUUGGCUCUCCAAGAACAAAGCUUACUCCAAGCUCCAGUCGGACGAGGGAAGUCUGAAGAGUGCCAGCCCUUCUGUGUCCAGGCGACAAAUGACCCCCGGCAGAUCUGACAAAGAGGACGAAGUGGACUUAAACGCCGACAGGCAGCUGUUGAGGCCGAGCCACGGCGAGUGCACGUCGUAACUCAAAACUCGGGUCACCUGGUGCUCUCAAGUGAAACCAAAAUACACAGGAGGGAUUCAAUCCCAUUGAGGUGGGAUCGUUUCAUUUGAGGAUUCUGUCAUAUUUGUUCUUCCUCACGAAAGCCGGUUUGCUUCUGAGGCUUAUGUCUGCUUACCUUUUAUGUGAUGCUUGAAAAAGUUAAGUGAAGCUGAGAUAUUCGGCGUGGGGGGAGGGGAGGGUGGCUCUUGCCACUUCUAUAUUUUAAAGGGCUGCUCUUCAGGCAAAUUUAAGCAUUCCUCUGCAAUUCCUGUCUAUUCAGCCCUGCCAAGAGGAUUUAGAUAAGCCUGCUCUGGAUGGACUUCUCCUAGAAAGUCUGACCAACUCCUAAAACUCUCCUUAUCUCUUUUCCUAUUAAUGGGGGCUAGCUCAAUGGGAAGAAUUUGGUCCCCUUUAAAUUAAUUAUCAUAAAUUCUUUAUUUACAUAUAAUUGAUUUGUUUUUUACACAAGUGUCUUGAAUGUUAAUACUUGCAGAAUAUUGUCAGAUUGGAACGACACCAAACUGUAGUCCACAUUUGGACAUUGACAGAAUAAUUUACAACCUGCUAUGAAGCCACAUGAAAGAUUUAAAUGUCUUUUAAAGGAAUUAUAUAAAAGACAAGCUUGUACUUGUUUAAUAGUUUAUGUAAGCUUAGAAUAUUUCCAAUAAGGUGCAGAGUAUUUUUGCUCUUGCGAUAUGAAAAUCAAGUUUGUCACUCUUUUUUGGAGGCCAUUUGUUUAUUUAUUUCGACCAUUAUAGAGCACGCAAGAUGAGAAAAUAUGGUUAUUGUUAUUCUCUAUUUAAUGUCAGAUUGCUGAUGUUGACUUUUUUUGCAGGCGUAGAACUAUAGUGAGCUACAUAUUAUUAUACAGAAUUUGUAUGACAAUUAUUCAUAGAAUGCAGUCAAAUAUACUUAAAAAGGAAGACUGUAAUACAUUUAGUAGAACUACUUACGGAUGUGAUUAUUUAGACACUGUAUAUUUCUAUUUUGGGCCUUAUGAUGAUUGUGAGCUUAUGAAUUGAAAUGAUGUCCAAGGAAGUAGCCGUAUAUCGUGCAUGUCGUUGUCCUGCAGUCGGCACUCGUGUAAAGAAACGCCUCAGUUGCUAUUAGCAUAGCUUCCCAGAAGAAGCUAAUUUGCAUUUCAAGUCUUAUUUUGGUUCCCCCCCUUUCCUCUUUGCGCCGCACAUGAAUAAUAAAUAUAGAAACACAAACAACUUUGAUGUCAGUGAUCCCAAAUAAGUUUAAAUGAAAACAUUUAUUGCUGCCGUUACAGUCUGGUCUGGUUUCAUUUUUUUUUUUUUUU
Molecule: messenger RNA, 7594 nt
Organism: Phycodurus eques (leafy seadragon)
Lineage: Eukaryota; Metazoa; Chordata; Actinopteri; Syngnathiformes; Syngnathidae
Product: unconventional myosin-XVIIIa-like
Exons: 42
Coding region: 169-6273 (2034 amino acids)
Cellular component (GO): myosin complex
Molecular function (GO): protein binding; cytoskeletal motor activity; ATP binding
Source: RefSeq, a predicted model, not a curated record